Carya illinoinensis is the source of this 672-nucleotide messenger RNA. RefSeq lists its product as uncharacterized. NCBI's taxonomy places the organism in Eukaryota, Viridiplantae, Streptophyta, Magnoliopsida, Fagales, Juglandaceae. The record is from RefSeq and is a predicted model, not a curated record. Bases 1 to 672 code for a protein of 223 amino acids. The transcript has a single exon.
AUGGUGGAAGAGGACCUAUCCAAGCUAUGGGAAGGGCUCAACUUGAUUGAGGUAGAAGAACAGCUAGUAAAGGUCUUAGACCAUGACAUCCUAGCUGCAGCUCAAAGAGGAAUAAACUGCCUGAUGGCUAAGGUCAUCACCGAAAGGAAUUUCAACAAGGAGGCAUUUCGUUCCACCAUGCCUCAGUUAUGGAGAAUAGAAGGAGGCGUGACAUUCACAGAGAUAGGUGAGAGUAGCUUCAUGUUGGAGUUUGAAAAGUGCUCAGACAAAGAGAAGAUUAUUCAAGGAAGGCCAUGGACUUUUGACAAGAACUUAAUAGGUAUCCAAGACAUUGACAAUAGCCUCCCCCCUAGUGCAGUAAGUUUUUCCCAUGACCCUUUUUUGAUCCAACUCCACAAUAUCCCCUUCAUUGGAAUGACGGAAGAUUAUGGUAAGCAAAUUACCUUAGCAAUCGGGAGAGUCAUUAAAGUAGAGGUGGACAAGGAGGGUCAAGGCUGGGGAAGAUGCUUGAGAGUGCAAGCAGAGGUAGAUAUUACUAAAACUCUGGUCAGAGGGCGAUGGAUACAGGCAGGGGUGAGGAAACUCUGGACAGUAUUCAAGUAUGAACAGCUACAGAAAUUCUGCUUCAGAUGUAGUGUCAUCAUGCACCAAGGAAGGGUCUGCCCUCACUAG